This is a messenger RNA of Stylophora pistillata, 2097 nucleotides long. RefSeq lists its product as uncharacterized. Gene Ontology annotation, biological process: regulation of actin filament polymerization. Gene Ontology annotation, cellular component: site of polarized growth; cortical actin cytoskeleton; actin filament. Lineage: Eukaryota; Metazoa; Cnidaria; Anthozoa; Scleractinia; Pocilloporidae. Gene Ontology annotation, molecular function: actin filament binding. The record is from RefSeq and is a predicted model, not a curated record.
AGUCGACUCCGGUCCCAGUCUCCUGCCGAGAUCGUGUUCAUUGUGUAGUGGUCGCUAAAAGUUAUCGGUAACUGUAGGUGAUUAUUCGAAUUCUUCUUCACGGAAACCAGCAUUAAGAAAUGUCAACACAAGUGGAGAUAAAAGACGAAAGUUCCUUUAAAGGUGCAAUGCUGGAUGUUAGGAGCGACGAGUCUUCCACAAACUGGAUGUUGGCUGGCCAUUGGGCAGGUAAUCCUAAUGUUGUCCACUAUGUGGCAAGUGGUGUUGGAGGUGCAACUGAGAUGAUAGAGGCACUGCAAGAUACUGAAGUCAUGUAUGGUCUUGUGCGGAUAGAAGAGUUGGUUGACAGUUAUGUGGAGAAAACUGUUAAAUUUGUGUACAUUCACUGGAUUGGAGAAACUGUUCCAUUCACCAAAAAGGGCAAGUUUGGUGUGGUGCAUGGCAGUGUUCAACAGCACUUUCAGCCCAGUCAUUGCAUCAUAGAAACUGGACAAACAACAGACUUGACUGAGGAAGCAAUGAUGAAGGUUCUCUCAGAGAACAGUGGACGAACAAACAAAGUAUUGGAAGCCUCAGCUGCUGCACAAAGACAAGAUCGAGGUUUCACCAGCAGUAGUAAUGUAAUCAAAACAGGGAAGGCUCAGAUUGGUUUCCAGGCCCCUGGUGCAGUGGCCGUGAACAUUGAUGGAUCUGUAACUGAAGCGAUAGCUGACGUACGAAGCGAUGAAACACCAGUUAACUGGUGUGUCGGUUCAUACGAAGAAAAAAAUCCCAAGAAGCCUAUAGUUUUGAGUGGUAAAGGCGCAGAUGGGUUGAAAGGCAUCCUUCCGUUGUUGGAAAGCGAUGUUGUGGCCUAUGCUCUGCUAAGAGUGAUGGAUGUUGUUGACGAAAUAAGCACCGUCAAGUUUGUGUUUAUUACGUGGGUUGGUGAAAGUGUCAAGCCAAUGACUAAAGGAAAAAUCAGUACACACAAAUCUACUGUGGAGAAGGCAUUUCAUCCUGCACACGUUACAAUAUACGCAACAUCAUUAGGAGACUUAUCCGAAGAGGAUAUCAUGUCCAAGGUUCAAAACGCAAGCGGGUCAAAGUCUCAUGUUAUGUAGUAUUAUAAAUUAUGGCGUUAGUACUGAAUUUCACGACUUUAGGUUUAGAUAAGCAAUUAUUAACUUUGAGCGAAUGAAAGAAGAACUAUAAAGUACUGGUACAUCGUACUCUUAUUAUGGUGCAAGGGAGGGACGGGAGGCUGAGGCUAUUUGCUCUCCUUUUUGGGGGUUUUGCUGAGUUGUAGAACUUAGAUAUUAACUUACUUUAAAUGGGCAGAGUUACUAACUUCGUUAUUGUUUUAGGAUGUUACUAAAAAUUUUAAUUUUUUAAAAAGUUGUGGGGUUACGAUUUCCAGGUUGUUUCCCUCUCCUCUAUUACCAUGCGUUGCUCUUAAAACCUUUUGAUAUUUUACCUACAGUAGAAAAUGUUCAUUGAAUUCAAUUUUCUGAGCGGUAUUCCGGUAUUCCCAAGACUUCUGAUUGAAAAAAUUAAUACCAAGAGAUAAGCUAAAACAACUAUUUUUAUCAUCGCAUUGAAGAGUUUGGAUAACAGAUGUUAUCUAUUGCUGAGAUCGCUGCGUCGCUCCGCCCCCUCCCCCACUCCCCUUCUUUUUUUUUCUUUCUUUUUUUUUUUUUCCUUGCCUCCACACUCCUUCUUGUCCGUCUUAGUGCGAAAACAAAUUAUGAAGUAAAGAGGACACAUGUUUGUUGAUUGCCAUUUAAUAUAAAGUGAAGGAGUGAUAUGCAAAAAGCAAAAUGUAGUAAAAUACUUGCUAGUUAGAGUUUGUAUUGAACGUAAUGUGAUACAAUAUGUGCAGGUGCAAUGAGAAGAUUGAACCAAAGAGUAACAUGGCAAUAGCUAUCUAAAUCAAUAUUUUCUUUCUGUUAUUAUUCAUUUUUACGUUUGUGUGUCGGAAAGAUAUGUUUUUCGUCGUUUUUCUAAAGUGGAAAAUAUCGUGGUGUGAUUUAAAGGAGGGUUAUUAUAUGAGCCACAUAUUUAGGAUCACCCUUUGCAGGUGAAAAUAUGUUUUAAUAAAGAUAAAUUUCACUUUUA